AUGGCUAAUCCCAGUGGAUCUAAAGGCUCUAAGCAGUCUGAUACAACAAUCUCUCGUCCUCCUAACGCGUGGAUCCUCUUCCGCACUCAUUUCUCUCAACAAUGUCGCGCUAACGGGGUGAAAGACGCAGUCGUGAUUAGUAGGCAAGCCAGUCAGGCUUGGGCGAGCUUGCCGGAGAAGGAUAAGGACCAAUGGAGGAAAUUGGCACACAUACUGAAAGCUCAGUACGAUCAGGAGCGCCUGCAGAAUGCAUCCCAGCCUUCACAGUCAAAGAAACGCAAGAACAGCACGGAUGAGGGGAACGUCAGUGGCUCAGAGGUGGAAACGGGAAAGUCGAGCAACGUGCUUCGUAAGGGAAAGCAGACUUUAAAGGGAGUUGCAAAGGCUAUCACCCAGAAGCUCUCCAUCGCGAAGGAUAGAGAUUUGAAAGGGAAGGGAAGAGCUCAAGACGCAGCUGCGGGUCCUAGCAGUGAAGUUAUAAGCUCUACUGAGUCUCAACCAAACGAACCCAACUUCCUCAUCUGGAUGCCGACGUUUGUGCUCGAUGACUCGCCGGAUACCGACGAUAAAAACAUUGCUGCUAAUCCUCAUGCCACAGAUGACUCGCUUACUACGCGCGGGAAGGAUCCCAUUGGCGCUUUGACUAGAGAUGAGCCCCAGGUCAAUGAGGGCGAUUCUGUCACCGCUCCCGAACCGCAUGUUGAGUCCGUUGGUGAUGCACAGACUCGAGGCUCAAACGAGCCGAUGGUCCCGGCCGCGAAACCCGUUACCCAGUCGAAUGUCCCGCGCACCAUUCCAUCGACGGGUAGCAGCGGCAUUCCGCAGACUGAGGCGACUUCGAGCCAACUGGCCGCUUCUACCUCGUCACAGAAGUCCUCGGGUAAUGGCUCAGCACUCGACGUCUAUGGGUCAUCUAGGGAAGCAUCGGAAACAAAUGGCCUCACUGCCUCCACCACCGCUCCCGCCUCUACUCAACAGUGGACGAAUUGUGGAGCAACGUCCGACGGCCCUCACUAUUCCAGUGACCAUUUCGCUCUUCAGCCUAAGCCCAUCGUCACCCACAGCUUCGCUUCAAGUGACGAGUUAACUCGCUCUCAUAGACGCCAGAAGCUCACGCACCAGUUCCAUAAUAGCGUGGACGGCUACUCUGGACAGCUGUACAACGGUUAUGGCGCUGUUGCCCCUGCUCCGGGCCCGUCACGACGCGAAGAGCCCAUCGCAUCCACUCCGAAGUUGGUUCAGUCUCUUGCUCUCGUCAACAAUCUCGCGUACGACCGUUACAAUUAUCUUAUCCCGGCGGUCGCACCACCUCAAGCACGCGUCCCGUCAAACAGCCGUCCCCUUGUCGGCCUCGGGCCAUACCCUCAAUUCAGCACCCAGCUCGCGCAAUGUAACGCGGUCACCGGCGCUGAGGAGAGGGCAAUCGAGACGGUUCCUGCUCGUCCUGCUGCCCCCUUCCGCCCCUCGGACGAGCCUCUGCCUUCCACCUCAACUUCGGUCGUGCCUUUUGUUCCCACCAACGACCCCACUUAUACCUCAGUUUCGAAGUUCGCUCAGCCCCAAGCCCGCGUUGCGUCUAGCAACCAACUUCUUGCUCGAUUUAUCGCCAACCAGCGAUUCGCACAGCUCCCUCUCUACACCGCGACAACCCGCGGGACUGAUGGAAUCCGUCAAACUGAGUCUGUCCCUCCGUUUGUCCCUGAGCGACCUAAAGAGCCCUUGCCUUCGACUUCGAAAUCAAUCGAGACUCGAGUUUCCGACAGCCUUUUGGACAACGACGGCAGGAAUUCCUACGCCACGCAGCAAUUCAACCCACUGUUCGGAGCUCAAUACGAUAUGGCUACCUAUGCCAUUCCACAGAGCUCCGUCCCUCAGGUUGCGCAUGCGCAGGUCGCUCAGCCUGCCCAUUCCCAGUCCAUGGAACCUUCGACUUCUUCGACAGCCACGGGUCCUGUUUCCAUUCCCACUCAAGCGGCUACCAUUGGUGGCGCCGAAUCUCAGAGCAUUGACGCAUCUAACGACUACAAUUCCACGCUUGACUACCCCCUUUACCCUCAGCAAAACGCCCAAUACACUUCCUCAGAACUCGAAGGAAACGGCGUCGAUGGCGUCAACGCCUACACCACUUACCAGGAUGAAUUCACCCAAAAUUACGACUCGGGUCUGGCCUUUACUACCCCUUCCACCAGGGUUCAGCAGCCCGCCACAAACACCAAUGAUUUCGGCGAAUUCGUCGAGAACGCUUUCAAUAUCAAUUUCACCGAUACUUCCACCACUUACCAAGAUUUCACCACUUGGGCGUCAGAUGUAGCCAGCGUCGCUACCACACCUUCCUUCUACCAACCAAGCCCAGCCACAGAUUACGAUUCCGGCUUCACCGACGACGACGCCUCCUCCACUUACCAAGUUCAGCUCCCUCAGGAGCUUACCUCCGAGUCGAGCGUAUCCAGCGUUGCCGCUCCUACCCCUGAGUCCCUUCAGCACCCCAGCCCGCCCACCACAGAGUACUCAUACGAUUUCGGUUUCACCGCCGACGAGCAGGAGUACAUCGCGGUCUAUUCCAACCAUCCCGCUGAGUACCCCGAUUCCAACUUCGCGCAGUCCACGUCCCAGGCGGACACCAAUGGCUGCACGGAUCAGCAGGCAACCUACUACUAUUUGAGUGGUUGGGGAGUUGAAGGGAGUAAUUAA
Messenger RNA from Coprinopsis cinerea okayama7#130, 2691 nucleotides. RefSeq lists its product as hypothetical. Lineage: Eukaryota; Fungi; Basidiomycota; Agaricomycetes; Agaricales; Psathyrellaceae. The transcript is spliced from 4 exons. The record is from RefSeq and is a predicted model, not a curated record. The coding region runs from base 1 to 2691 and encodes 896 amino acids.